Dreissena polymorpha is the source of this 1727-nucleotide messenger RNA. Its product is annotated as WSCD family member AAEL009094-like. Gene Ontology annotation, molecular function: sulfotransferase activity. Lineage: Eukaryota; Metazoa; Mollusca; Bivalvia; Myida; Dreissenidae. The transcript is spliced from 4 exons. The record is from RefSeq and is a predicted model, not a curated record. Bases 408 to 1499 code for a protein of 363 amino acids.
CUUCCGUUUCAACCUCAACAACGCCCCAGGCUAAGAGCGUUAAAAAUGCAUAACGUACGGUGUAUCAUACAUGUUUAAACAGAGUUUAAAUAGGACAGCAUUGUUUACCUUAAAGCGGGUAAAUCUACUGUAUUUGGGGCAGUUGACUUAAUUAAAUCAACCAGUUAUGAGUUGGGUAACACUGUGCUCUUCGCUGUUAACGUUCUAUUUGCGGCUUUAGAUUAGAAUCACGAGUGUGAUCAACAAAUCUGUAUUUCCCAAAUGUAACAUUAGUGUCAAUUUAUCGGUAAAAUGAUCGUCUCUAACUCGGAAAUUAUUGUGAAGUACAUAAUGAAGUAUCGCUCGUUUAGAUUUAAUAACUGUAACAUCAUCUGAAAAAAGAAGUAAUUCCAGAUGGGAAAUGUUCAAUGUGGAUAGCUCUGUCUUUUGCAACGCCGCAUGGAUUUGUAGUGUAUAGUGGUGAAAACUUGACAGAAUAUGAGCUAUAUAUCAUGCCACGAAGACGUCGUCUGCUACGUUUGAUUCUUGUCAUGGCUGCUGCGGUUGUCGUGGUUACUUGGCUUCAUACGCGUCACGUGCUCUUCCCGACACCGACAGGGAAUUACUUUGGUGACCAGCUCGCUCAGCGUAUCCAAGGUAUUCCGCACAGAGAACUGACGUCAUUGUUCCAAGCAGGGAACCACAAUGAGCGUUUGUCGUCAAAUCUCAACUGCCGAGAACGCGAGGCGAAAGAUAUAAGGCUGACGCCACGUGACGUGCCGUUUACGGCUCUAGCAAGCGUCUGGCGAUCGGGAAACACGUGGGUGCGACAUCUCGUGCAGCAGGCAACAGGUUACGGAACAAGCGCCAUUUACUGCGAUAAGGACAUUUUAGAAGCCGGAUAUCCGUUCGAGUGUGAACAAACCAACCGGAAACGCAUCAUGCUGGUAAAAGUGCACCAACCUGACCCUAAAUUCGAGAGGACAUAUGUAGACCGACCGCCAGAGAACAUUCUGCCUUUUGACCGCGCCGUCUUUCUUAUUCGCAAUCCGUAUGAAUUCAUCGUGGCUAACAUCUACUAUAAGCAUUUAGAAGUUGUCCCCGAAGAAGAUUUCUUGAAACCCAAAAGCCGUUGGCGUUACGGUCAACCAAAACUCUUCGAAUGGUGGAAUGACAUGAACGAAUACUGGCUUCGAAACUUUUCCGGUCCUGUAUAUCCGCUACUCUAUUCACGUCUACGUGCCAACGUUAAAGGGGAGCUCCGUCGGCUGCUGGGGUUCAUUGACGUUGACGUCACAGAUGCCGACGUCACAUGCGCCGUCAGAAACGGAGAGGGGCAUUUCCAUCGUCCCCGACGCAAGUGGUCGAAAAUUUCCAGCAUUGUCGAGUUAUUUGAUUCCAGUUUACAGUCGAAGAUCAACAGCAGUGUUGCGGAGUUCAGAAAACAUUUAAAACUUAAAUAUAGCAUUGAUUGGAACGAAGAUAUUGAUGAUUUAUUGGUGAAUGAACCGAAAACUUAAACAUUAUGUCAUAAUAUUUUAAAUGCUACACGAUAUGAUCAGGGUUGAGGUUAUAUAUGUUGUUUCCUUUUAAGUAUUAUUGUAUCAUGCAUGCUGGAAUCAUUUGAACGUAGAGUUAAGUAUUCUACAUACAUAUAAAAUACGCAUAGGAAUUGUAUUACACGUAUUUCGAUAUGUCAACCUUUAUAUAUGAAAUCGUGAGUUCGUGAAAAUACGCUGCAAAAUUUA